This is a messenger RNA of Nannospalax galili (Upper Galilee mountains blind mole rat), 2323 nucleotides long. RefSeq names its product WW domain containing oxidoreductase (gene Wwox). Lineage: Eukaryota; Metazoa; Chordata; Mammalia; Rodentia; Spalacidae. The coding region runs from base 132 to 1376 and encodes 414 amino acids. Gene Ontology annotation, molecular function: transcription coactivator activity; protein binding. Gene Ontology annotation, cellular component: nucleus; cytoplasm. Gene Ontology annotation, biological process: positive regulation of transcription by RNA polymerase II; hippo signaling. The record is from RefSeq and is a predicted model, not a curated record. The transcript is spliced from 9 exons.
GGCGGCGCAGUGCGCAGGCGCGAGCGGUCUGGCCUUCUAGACGCGCGCGACGCGGUUGAAGCGGGAGUUCCUAGCUGAGGAGACCCGGCGGCCUCGGGCGAGCGGACGAGCGAGUUUCGGUUGUUUGUGCCAUGGCCGCACUACGCUACGCGGGCCUGGACGACACUGACAGCGAGGACGAGCUGCCCCCGGGCUGGGAGGAGAGGACCACCAAGGACGGCUGGCUGUACUACGCCAAUCACACUGAGGAAAAGACUCAAUGGGAACAUCCAAAAACUGGAAAAAGAAAACGAGUAGCAGGAGAUUUGCCAUACGGAUGGGAACAAGAGACUGAUGAGAAUGGACAAGUGUUUUUUGUGGAUCACAUAAAUAAAAGAACCACUUACCUGGACCCAAGAUUGGCGUUUACUGUGGAUGAUAAUCCGACGAAGCCAACCGCCAGACAGAGAUACGACGGGAGCACCACGGCCAUGGAAAUCCUGCAGGGCCGGGACUUCUCUGGCAAGGUGGUCCUGGUUACUGGAGCAAGUUCAGGAAUAGGGUUUGAAACUGCCAAGUCUUUUGCUCUCCACGGUGCACACGUGAUCCUGGCCUGUAGGAACAUGACAAGAGCCAACGAAGCUGUGUCCCAGAUUCUGGGAGAAUGGCACAAAGCCAAGGUAGAAGCAAUGACCCUGGACCUCGCUCUGCUCUGCAGCGUGCAGCGUUUUGCUGAAGCAUUCAAGGCCAAGAAUGUGUCACUUCAUGUGCUCGUGUGCAACGCGGGGACUUUUGCUCUGCCCUGGAGCCUCACUAAGGAUGGACUGGAGACUACUUUCCAGGUGAACCACCUGGGCCACUUCUACCUUGUCCAACUCCUGCAGGAUGUUUUGUGUCGCUCCUCCCCUGCCCGUGUUGUUGUGGUCUCCUCUGAGUCCCAUAGAUUCACAGAUAUUAAUGAUUCCUCUGGGAAACUCGACCUCAGCCGCCUGUCUCCAUCCCAGAGUGACUACUGGGCCAUGCUUGCAUACAACAGAUCCAAGCUCUGCAACAUCCUCUUCUCCAACGAGCUGCACCGUCGCCUCUCCCCGCGUGGGGUCACGUCGAAUGCAGUGCACCCCGGAAACAUGAUGUAUUCAUCCCUCCAUCGCAACUCAUGGAUAUACACGCUGCUCUUCACCCUGGCCAGACCAUUUACCAAGUCCAUGCAACAAGGAGCUGCCACCACUGUCUACUGUGCUGUUGCCCCAGAGCUGGAGGGUCUCGGAGGGAUGUAUUUCAACAACUGCUGCCGUUGUCUGCCGUCUCACGAAGCUCAGCGUGAAGAGACAGCCCAGGCCCUGUGGGUGCUCAGUGAGAGGCUCAUUCAGGAGCGCCUGGGCAGCCCAACCAGCUAGUCCAAGCCCCACAAAGAUGGGCACACCCCAACCCAUGCUUUGACCUUCACCACUGCCAGCCCCAUCAUCCUGGGGUGUCCCUGUCCCUCCACGACAUUAAAGGAAUCGAAAGCAGUUGCAAUCAGUUGAGUGUGCUGGGUACCAACAGUAAGCAGGGGAUGGCAGAGGUCAAGGGUGUCCCUUUCUGGGGUUGGUUCAGUCAUGGGUCCCUUUAUUUUUAUGGGGGUGGCCUGUUUGAAAGUGGAAAGCAUGGUUGGCAUGUAAGUUCCUCCUCUCACUGUAGAAACACAAGUGAUCUUAGACUAGCCUAAUGUCCUCUAAUGACCCAGGCCCCACCACGGCCACCGUUGCCACCACAGGCUGGCUUUCUCCAAGCUAGGGAAGAAACCAAAUGUUGGCUUUCUGUGCUGAAUCAAUCCUGGAGGACAUCGUUUCAAGUCUGAACAGGUUUGGCAAGUUCUGGGAGAGAAACUCAGAACCCUGUCCAAACAGAGUCAAGAUGCCAUCAGAGAUGCAGCAGAGCCAGUGGGCAGAGCUGGUGGGUCCAAAGAGCACCAGUUGCUGAUUCCCUUGCCAAAGCUAUGCAAGCAAUUCUUUAGAAAGCAUAACAAAUAAAAUUUUGCGAAUCAUUCCUUAGAGAACUAGAUGGGUAAGAAACUAGAUGAGGUGUCCUUCAGAGGCGUGAGACACUCUUGAGGUGGGAAAUAGAAAGUAGUUCCCUCCAUUCUUCAUUCAGGCUGAGUGUCCCAGCCUCCCUGCCCUCCCAGUAGUUGGCUUCACCUUCUUCCUGCUCCUCCCAUCCUAUGCUUAAUAAAAGAACAUGCUCUACAGUGCUCAUCCGAAGUUCGUAUUGUUCGGUUUCAAUGUUCAUUUCAGUUACGUUUUUGUUUUUGUUUUUGUUUUUUUAGAAAAGAAAUCUAGAGGAAAAAUAAAGCGCUUCUCGUAGA